AUGGACUCCGACUGGAAGGCCAACACCGGUAGGGUGGCGCUCAUCAAGCGGAAGAUCGUGACGCUGCUCGUCGCCUGGCGUGUCCACCGAUCCGUCCAGAAGCUGAAGUCCGAGCUCGCCAAGCAUCCGGAGCUCAGCGACAGGGAGCAGAAGCAGCGCUGGGACGAGCUGCACCGGAAGAACGCGAAGCUGGCCCUUGCGCACAUCCGGAAGUACAAGGGUUUCUUGACCAAGGUCGGCCAGAACGCCUCUACCAAGACGGGUGAGCUGCCGCAGCCUUGGGUCGAGGAGCUCAAGACGCUGCAGGAUCGGCUCCCCGUCUCGCCCUUCCGGGAGGUGCGGAAGACCGUUCGCGAGGACCUCGGUAGGCCCUUGGACGAGAUCUUCACCGGGUUCGAGGAGAAGCCGUUCGCGUCCGCGAGCGUGGCGCAGGCGCACAGCGCGCGCCUGCGGGACGCCGCGCAGACCAAGGUUUGCGUGAAGGUGCAGCACAGAGGGGUCGCGAAGCUCAUGAGCACCGACCUCGGCACCGUGGAGUACAUAUGCAGGAAAGCGGUGCGGUAUCACAAGGAGACGCCCGACAUGAGGGGCCUGGUGGGCGAGUGGAAGCGCGCCACGACGGAGGAGAUCGACUUCAAGCUGGAGGCCAAGAACGCCAUCCGCGCGAUCCGCGCGCUGGAGCGCGGCAACGUCGACUGCGGCUGCGCGGAGCCCAUCGAGCGGUGCUCGGGCCGACGCGUGUUGACGAUGGUGUUCAGCGAGGGCUGGAAGAUCACGGACGUCGACAGCUUCCCCCCCGGCGCGGACAGAGCGCGCAUCUGCCACGAGCUCGUCAAAGCCUUCUCCACCCUCGCCUUCCAGGAGGGAGAGUGCCCCCUCGCCGGGGUGGCCUCCGGUGGGCGCGCGGCCCGCUGCUGCCGCACCGCACGCAGCGAUCGGGACGUCCAGGGCGCUCCCGGGACGCACCUUGAGAUCGAGGUGGCCCCAGGGGCGAGAGGUCGCGACCUCAAGCGCCGGGUGUCGCGGCACCUCGGCGUGCCGUGCUUGUACCAGGCCUUGCGGGCGGGGGGCCAGGCCGUCGAGGACGAGGACGCCCUGGCCGACCACUGGCUGGACCGCGGCGCCCCGCUGGCCGUCGCGGUGCUGGGCGCCUGCGGGCCCGAGGCGCCGCCGGGGCCGCCCGGGCCAGAAGCUGCGCUGCGGAGGGCGGGCUUCCGCCCCGUGGCUCUGCUGCCGGAGGGCGGCGAGGUGUACAGGAUCCGCGAGGCGGGCGGCGCGCGGGACUCCUUCACGGCGAAGGCCAUCGGGCUCUCCGGAAUGGAGCAGGAGGCCAGGGACACCGUCCUGCAGGAGGUGGCGCUGCUCCGGGACCUCGCCCCGCACCCCAACCUGGCCGACUGCCGCCGGAGCUUCUCCGACGGGGGCUACUGCUUCCUCGUCACGCCGUGCCUCGACGGCCGCACGCUCCGGGCCGCCGUCGCCGAGGCGCUGUCCGGGCGCGGGGCGCCGUGCUGCACCCAGGCCGCGGCCUGGGCGCCUCAGCUGCUGGCCGGCCUGGCGCACCUCCACGGCGCGGGAGGUGUGCACAGGAACCUGAAUCCCGGCAGCAUCUUGCUGCAGAACGGGGACCAGAACGUCGUGCUCACCGAUUUCGGCAUCUCCGAGCUGCUCGCGGAGGCCGCGAGCAGCAGGCGCGCGGCGGCUUACAUGUCCCCCGAGCUGCUGCGCAACGAGCCGCACGGCCCCUGGGACGACAUGUGGGCCCUGGGCUGCACGCUGUACGAGCUGUGCGCGCUCGUCCCGCCCUUCGAGGCGCCCUCCCUGCUGGACCUGGCCAUCCGCAUCAUCGAGGGGGAUCCGGACUGGUCCGCCUGGGAGGGCCCCGCGCCGCUGCAGGCCACCGCGCGGCGCCUGCUCGCGAGGCGCCCCGCCGAGCGGCCCAGCGCCGCCGCGCUGCUCGCCGAGGACGCCGCCGCCGCCACCGCGGCCGUGCGGCGGCGGGCGCGUGCGCCGGCACAGGCGUGGGCCGAGACGCCCGGCGCCCCGGGCCAGGCCGCGCCCUCGCCCCGGGCCCUGCGCGAGGCGACUGGCGGGAAGGCGGGGACUGCGGGGGCGGGCCCCGGCGCGGAGGGGUGCUGCGGCGGCUCGGCCGCGGGGGCCAAGGUGGCCUCUGCCGCGCGGCCACCGCUCCACGGCCGCUCGGCGUGGCAGGGUACGGAGCCCCUCGUCGUGAGCCAGGUGUGA
Molecule: messenger RNA, 2244 nt
Organism: Prorocentrum cordatum
Lineage: Eukaryota; Dinophyceae; Prorocentrales; Prorocentraceae
Source: the annotation of a GenBank genome assembly